ACGAGCAGGCAGCAGUCCUUAGGCCAAGCGACAUAUCAGCACUUAACAACCGAACAAUCUCCACGCACGGCACGGGAAACCUCGUUUCAUUCCUUAAUCUCUGCCCCCAAAGCAAAAUUACCGCAUUCUUCCAAGCGGUAAUUCCGCACCAAACCCAAACUGCACACCGGCUGGAAGUUGCAUCGCCAGGAGCCACCGGGGAAUCUUGUACCUUCACAGCCCCGCCAGGCUUGAUUUGUCUCCUGUGGUGUGCGCGAAGGGGCCGCGGCGCAGGAGUUCUAUUUGGAGCAAAUUGAUAAAAUGAUCCCAAGGUGAGGUGACAUCCCAUCACGUUUAGUGCUGCAAGAGGAGCUUUUUGUGUAGAGGAAACUCCUAAGAAGUAAAAAAAUGUCUGGUGCAAAGAUCAACUCACUGACCCUCACCCUGCUCUUCCUUAUGCCCUCGAUUUCAAGCCAACAGGUUGAUAACUGUGUGAUCAAGAGGGAGCAGGAGAAAUGCAUGGAAAUGAUGACCCUGGAAUACAACAAUCCAGAAUUUGACUGCCCGUGGUUUUGGGACAAUCUGACAUGUUGGCAGCCUGCCAGGCUCGGGGAGGUGGUUGAGGUCAACUGUCCUGAACUCUUCUCUCAGUUUAUGAGUGAAGAAGACUACGAAUUGGGAAAGGUUAGCCGCAAUUGCACUCCGUUUGGUUGGUCGGAGCCCUUUCCCCACUAUCUCGAUGCCUGUCUGUACGAGGAAGGAAACAGCACCCACCCUGACAUGUAUUACGUGUCAGUGAAAGCUCUGUACACUGUGGGCUACAGCACCUCUCUGGUCUCUCUAACCACAGCCAUGGUCAUCCUGUGCAGGUUCAGGAAGCUGCACUGUACCAGGAACUUCAUCCACAUGAACCUCUUUGUGUCAUUCAUCUUAAGAGCUAUUUCUGUCUUCAUCAAAGACGGCGUGCUGUAUGCAAAAGAGGACAGCGAGCACUGCUUCAUACACACCCUGGAGUGUCGAGCGGUGAUGAUAUUCUUCCACUACUGUGUUCUUUCUAACUACUUCUGGCUCUUCAUCGAGGGUCUGUAUCUCUUCACGUUACUAGUGGAGACCUUCUUCCCUGAGAAAAGAUACUUCUACUGGUACAUCAUAAUAGGCUGGGGGACCCCGACGGUGUGUGUGACCAUCUGGGCAGUGCUGAGGCUGCACUUUGAUGAUAUAGGCUGCUGGGACAUGAAUGACCAUGCUGCCAUCUGGUGGGUGAUAAAAGGACCCGUGCUGGCUUCAAUUAUGGUCAACUUUGUGCUAUUCAUUGGCAUCAUCGUUAUCCUGGUUCAGAAGUUACAAUCCCCAGAUAUUGGUGGAAAUGAAUCCAGUAUUUACCUAAGGUUGGCACGCUCCACUCUGCUGCUGAUUCCUCUGUUCGGGAUCCACUACACUGUGUUCGCCUUCUCUCCUGAGAACGUCAGCAAGAGGGAACGUCUGGUAUUUGAGCUCGGGCUCGGAUCCUUCCAGGGCUUUGUGGUAGCCGUCCUCUACUGCUUCCUGAAUGGAGAGGUGCAAUCGGAGAUCAAGAGGAAAUGGCGCAGCUGGACGGUGAACAGGUACUUUGCUGUGGACCUGAAGCACCGGCAUCCUUCGUUGGCGAGCAGUGGGGUGAAUGGGGGGACGCAGCUUUCCAUCCUCAGCAAGAGCAGCUCCCAGAUCCGCAUGUCCAGCCUGCAGGCCGAGACUCCAGCCACCUGAGCAGCACCGACGGGGACGCCAAGUCUGAUGACGCUGCCGCCUCCGGACCUGACGCCACCAAACCAACAAUCCUCCCAAUGACCAGCCUCACCAACCCGUUCCUCAACCCCUACCCCAACCCGUACCCCGAUGAAAUCAUGAUGGAAACCCAACUCACCUCCAGCGACCCAGAACAGCCACUCGUCUGAGGCCGCAUCCCCUGAAAUACGACCAAACCUGUCAGGUGAAUUGAAUGACACGUUCAGGUGCAGCCUGUAGGUUCACUCUCCUGUUCUGGAACCCCACUAAAUAGGCAUGUGUGCCGGCUCUCUCUGUAUAUAUUGUAUUGGUGUUCAGAAUUGUCUGGUGUUGCAGUAUUUGCUGUGCAACACAGAGGGACCAAAGAGCUCUACAAUACAGUAUGUAUCCCAUCACACUGAUCAUUCCAGUCUGUCUGAGGACACUUUGGUCUUCAGGUUUCAUGCUUUUCUCAAGAUACAUUUUAGAUGACUUUACACUUAAUUCCUUAAUUAAUAUCCCAGCUCCUGUGCCAUGAAAAGUGAUUUAACUGAAGAAAGUAAACACUGGUGACUCUGAUGUAAAUAUUUUACCGGGACACGCCGCUGGAUUUAAACAUGAAGAUUAGUUUCCUAUUAGCUUGUACAAACUGUUGUCCUCUGUGUCCGACGCUUAUCUCAACUGGGACUUUGGAUUUUUAACAAAAAGAUUGUUUUACACACUGUGGAGAUGUGUGAAAGAUGAGGUUAAAAAAAUAAUACAAUAAAUAAAUAUUAAUAAUAAUUUGUGUCACAUGGAAGUGAAGCCUGCCCCAAUCUGAGGAUGUAAAUUAAGGAUAAGUGCUGCUGCUACUCCAAUUUAUUCUGGUGUGGCCCAAAACACCUGGAGUGAUCUUUUAAAAGAAGCUGUAUAUUUAAUACCCUGAACAUGAAGGAAAGUUUCUCUUUGUCAGCCUCUUUAUCAGUGUUAAUGACUGAAGCAGGGACUCUAAAGCAAACCUGGCCAGUUUCAUUGGCGUCAUACCCACAUUCAAAACAAUCCCUCCUUUGUCUCCUCUGUUUCAGUGCAUAUAAAACACUGAAAAAGCCGUCCUCCUUUUUUCUGUCAAUGACUGCAGCACCCGUGAUGCACAAACAGUGACUGUGUGUGUAAGCUUAGUAUUAUCAUUCGUAGCCUCAGCUGUGACAGAUUUAAAAUAAUAUAAAGGUAGUUGAAGACAACUUCUGUCACAGAAAAAUUUCACCAAGAGGUAAACAAUGAAAAAGCAGUAUUUACUAGAUUAUUAUAUGGACAUAUUCUGGGUAAUAUGCCAUUAAAGUUAAAAAUAUGUAUCAUGUUGAUCUUCAGAUGUGUCCACAGUGCUAAGGUUUGCUGAAUGCGACCACAAACAGGCCUUUUUUAAAAGUCUGAGGACACUGAUGUAGUCAGCACGUCUGUAGUUUUAACAGCCGAUAGUACAGAAAAUGUCAAUGAAAAUGAGCACACGACUGAAAUGUCAUGAGUUCAGUUGCUUGCAUGAAACUGCAUUUAUUGUCCACGUGGGUUGUUUGUGAGAAUUCAGUGUUUUUUUUGGAUGUUUUUUUUUUCUUAGGGUUUUUAGUGUUUAUCAGGCUGCUGUGGAGCUAAUGUGCUACAUGUAUCUCCUCCACAGCCUAUUGCAGGAGGAAACUGUGUAAAACUAUACUGGUCUAAGUGGAGAUAUAGACCAUGAGAAACAUCACAGCACUUCUUCUUUCGGGCUAAAACCUUUGUAUUUUUCUCCUGACAGAGGACCAUUUGAAAAAUCUGUUUGAAUUAUUUUGAUUAAUGAGGUUUUCUCCUCGUUGUAACAGCUCUUUGUUACUGAUGCUGUAUGUGCUCAUUCUGCUUAAAGACAAGUAUGCUGAGAUGGAUGUUACUUAUACCGAGAUGGUAAUUUUCUCAUUCCAAAGACAAAUGAAUCGGCUCUUCACUGAGUAUUUGCACGGCCGUAUCUGUUUGCGAUGCUCAAGUUCGCAUUGCAACUGAUGUCACUGCAGAUUUUUCCUUUUGGUCUGACUCAGCUAUCCUCUGAAACCCCUUGUUUGACUCUACUUUGUGUCUCCAAAAGUGCCUUUAAGCACAAAAUAAGUAUUUUGACUUCUGUUGAUGAGUUCAAAUAAAAGGAGAUUUGUCUUUUCUUUUCAAAAAACUAAACUGCAAAGUAAAGGGUUUUUCAAAGUGCUUUUACAAUGCUUCACACUAAUUUUAACCCUGGAGGCCUUCAAAAUCCUUAAAGCAUGUUAAAGGAGACACAGAGAACAUGACCAGUUAGUGUUGUCAGUAAAGCAGUGUUGCUUCUAAAUAUAGCGGCCAUUGUACAGUGUAGCACAACAUCACAUCUACACACUAAUAAAUGCUUAAUUUAGUGGGCCGUUAUGGGGUUUUUUGUUUGUUUUUUUUGCUUAAUGGCAGAAACAUGAGGAAAAGUUCUCAUGAGGCACUAAAGAAGCGGUUAAGCGGUUGACUUGACUUGACUAAUGAUUUUGCUUUUUGAUUUGUUGUUGGGGGAUUUGCAAAAAACAAGACAGUUUUCUUGUUUACAGGAGAUAAACUCUGACUAUUAAAUAUGAAAGACAAACAGGACCUUUAAAACUCAAAACCUGAUUAAAUUCUUUGAUUAGCACAAUGAAUUUUUGCUAAGUAUGUCACAAAUACACAUUAUUUAUGACUGAUAACAAAAGAAAACCACAUCUCCUCAGUUCAGCAUGUUAUCAUAGUUUGAGCUGUUUUCCAUAUCAGCUGUUUGAAGUUACACCAUAAAUAUCGUUUUGGUGAUUUACAGGUAAGAAGACGCCUUAUAUUAAACCCCAAAAGUUUAAUAAAAUAAAUAACUUGGACCAAAAACCACUUAAACAGAUAUUUUAAAGUAAAGAUAAAAUUGUACUAAACAAAUGUGUGUUUAGGUUAAAUUGAUUAGGCUCACUUGAAAAUUAGUCAGUCAAGUUAAUAAAUUAUUUCCCUUGCCACAGUAUUGUAUUAAGCUGGUUGUCUUUUAACUUUGAUUUUUAAAAUAUUUAGACUUUUGGGGUAUUUUAGUAAAAAUAAACAAUACAAAUAUAUAUAAUUAAUAAUGAAAAAUUAAUAAAUAACUUAAAAAUAUCCACUUAACAUCCUACACAUUACCAGUGAUCCAUCUAGGGUUUAAAGGCAGUGUCACAUUUGGAUAUCCAACUUAUUUUCUAGAAUUUUUAGCCAAUUGCGAUACCCAAAAAGAAAAAAAAAGUUGUCUAUUUUGUGUAUUGAUUUCUAACAUGAUAUUAAAAUGUAGCCAAUAAAAUCACAUUGAUACUGUUUGUAACUGUAAAAGUGUCAUUUCCCCCCCUAAACUUAAGGCGUCUUUGGACCUGCAAAUAUUCACUUUCUAGGAGUUCAGACGAGUCAAAAGCAAAGACAGAAAAGAAGGGCUGACCAGAAACUGUGUUGUCCUGCUAAUCUGCUGUGUAUGCAUUUAGUCUGAGCUAAAACAAUACCAGUGCAGAUGCAACAGCAGCCAUAGGGGGCCCUGGUUCAUACAGGGAAAGGGCUGGUCAAUCACCACCUCUGCUCUGGUUCACUUGGGGUCUUCAGUUGAGCUCAUCACAAACAUUUUGACAAUCUCACCAUUCCAGUUUUAAACCAUAUAUUUAUGAUUUCCUUUAAUGUUAAAAUUAAAGUUAGAGCCUUAGAUUGCCAGUACUAUGUUGAUGUCAAACAAAGAUGUUGCUGUUACUAUAAGAACCUGUUGUUUUUGACAAUGAAGUAGUUAGUUAAAGUGUUUGAAAGGUGUGUAAUCAACCUUUGUGACUAAAUAAACUGCAGUGUAAAUGUGCAAGACAGAAACAAGCUGCCUGUUGUACCUUGCAAAAAGUUUUUGUGGUUCAAAGUAAAUAGCUGUCAUUUAAAAACUGCGCUGUGAUUGUUCUCAUAUUUUUAUUUUUAGUAAAUGGUGAUUGUGUUUGCUAAAAGUAUAAAGCCUCCUGUAAUGCCUCUGUACUCUAAUCGGCUGAUGCAUGCGCUUCAAAAUGUUUUGAUCUCAUUUGACCAGCAGACGUAAUCACAGGGGAGGGUCGGGCUUUCAUGCCAUUAAGGGAAUCUGAGCUGUGUCCUUGUUUUAAAUCCCUCAGACGAGUGGGUGAAGCAAUUAAUAAGCUAGAACACAGAUAUUGGGUUUCAACUGUGAAUGCUUUAUCAGAUUGUAGUUUAACUCCCAUCAGGACCCAUUAAAUACUUUUCCUUUGAAUGUCAAUGUUCACAAACAUGAGGAAAGGUACAGUGCCAUAAAAACUGCUGGGUUGUUUUUUUGUUUUUUUUUGCAUAGCAUGACAAGAAAGUUGAUUUCUAAUGAAUUUCUUUUUGACAUAGGCUGUCUCUUCAAUUGCUUUAUUGUACUGAUUGCUAUGGGGCUCAGCAGUCUGUGUACAGAUUGCUGAAGGUAAAAUUAACGUGAAGAUCUCUGCUAUGAGUCUCCUCCUGUCUGCUCAUGAGCUCCUUUUUAUUUGAUCUCUCUCACUGCACACUACCAUUUUAACUUUUUUUUGUGUGUGUGCACAUUAGAAAGGUUUUUGUACAUCAUGUAAAUAUCAACAAUAAAUGUUUUUAACUU
Messenger RNA from Oreochromis aureus, 6325 nucleotides. It is a transcript of the gene adcyap1r1b, whose product is annotated as adenylate cyclase activating polypeptide 1b (pituitary) receptor type I. Gene Ontology annotation, cellular component: neuron projection; plasma membrane. Bases 388 to 1725 code for a protein of 445 amino acids. The record is from RefSeq and is a predicted model, not a curated record. Lineage: Eukaryota; Metazoa; Chordata; Actinopteri; Cichliformes; Cichlidae. The transcript is spliced from 14 exons. Gene Ontology annotation, biological process: cell surface receptor signaling pathway; adenylate cyclase-modulating G protein-coupled receptor signaling pathway. Gene Ontology annotation, molecular function: G protein-coupled peptide receptor activity; vasoactive intestinal polypeptide receptor activity; peptide hormone binding.